UUCCUUGAAUCUCGGUGACGUGGCAAGCACCGAGUAUUCCGUUCUAACUACACUAGCUGCAUCUUCUUCUACAGAAACCAGAUCCGAACCAGUAUCUGUCUUUGUUGCUUCAACUUUUGAGGUUUUCCUGGAGCUUCCGAAUUCCAAUUCCACGACAAAUCUUCACGUCGGGGAGAUGGCUCAACAGAUUAAAGUACUCAAGCCAACAGAAUCCUUUGAUUUUGAGCUUUUCGAAGGAGAUCCCGACCAACUUAGAACAGUUGUUGCCACACCAACUCAGACUAGGCCAUGGAUAAACCCUGACUCAUUGAAACUUAAGCAUAGGAUUGGCCGAGGCCCCUUUGGUGACGUUUGGCUGGCUACUCAUCAUCAGUCAGCUGAUGAUUUUGAAGAGUAUCAUGAAGUUGCUGUUAAGAUGUUGCAUACACUGAAGGAGGAGCACAUGCAAAAGUUUGUACAUAACUUUGAAGGGUUGUUUUUGAAGUGCCGAGAACUUCUAGGUGUAUGUUGGUUGCAUGGUAUCUCUGUUAUAAAUGGAAAGAUCUGCAUUGCUAUGAAAUUUUAUGAAGGGUCUCUGGGUGAUCAAAUGGCUCGGUUGAAAGGAGGCAAGCUUCCAUUGUCUGAUGUCUUGAGGUAUGGGGUUGAGAUAGCUAAAGGGCUUCUUGAUUUGCAUUCAUUGGGGCUGUUGGUGCUCAACCUUAAGCCUUCGAACUUGCUUCUUAAUGAACACGAUCAUCUGGUUCAUGGGGAUUUUGGGAUUCCAUAUCUACUUCUUGGGAUUCCUAUGUCUGACUCAAGUAUGGCUCUUAGGCUUGGCACUCCAAAUUACAUGGCCCCAGAACAGUGGGAACCCGAGGUUAGAGGUCCUUUGUCAUUUGAGACUGAUGUAUGGGGUUUUGGAUGCUGCAUAGUGGAGAUGUUGUCUGGUAUUCAGCCAUGGUUUGGGAAAUCAGUCGAAGAAAUAUAUCAUUCUGUUGUGAUCAAGAAAGAAAAACCACAGAUUCCCAGUGGUCUGCCUCCUGCUGUCGAGAAUGUUAUCAGUGGUUGCUUUGAGUAUGAUUUCAGAAAUCGACCUCUAAUUGCAGAUAUUUUACAGGAAUUUAAAAGCUCACGAAAUGCAGUUAAUAAUGACGGAGGAUGGAUUGGUCUUGAGAGCCACCCACUCAGAGAGAAAACAAAUGGCAGUGGUUACUCUACAUGGUAUCUAGCCAAGGAUAGUCUCAAGGUGGGUGAUACAGUGCGUUCAAGAAAGCCACCAAAUGCACAAAGACCCCAAACCAUGGACAUCUCUGAAGGAAUUGUGGCUGGUUUAGAUGGCGAUGGUGAAAGAAAUGGCUUUGCUCUAGUGAAAGUCCCUGGAAUGCACAAACCUCUAAGAGUACAAGAAUCAACACUAGAGAGGGUCACAUCUGGAUUAGCAGUGGGAGAUUGGGUGUGCUUGAAGGAGAAAAAUAACAAGCAUUCUUCUGUGGGAAUACUACUUGCAGUACAGCGUGACAACACUGUUGCAGUUGGCUUUUUAGGAUUAGAGACAACAUGGAUAGGGAACUCUUCUCAGCUUCAAAUGGCUAAAGCUUAUUAUGUAGGGCAGUUUGUGAGGCUGAAGGCAAAUGUGGUUACUCCUCGGUUUGAAUGGCCACAUAAGAAAGCAGGAGCAUGGGCCAAUGGGAGAAUUUCUGAAGUAUUUCCAAAUGGGUGUCUCCUGGUUGAGUUCCCAGGGAGGCUUGUUUUUGGAAAUGAACCUAACACAUACUUGGCAGAUCCUGCUGAAGUUGAAGAGGUGUCUUUUGAUUCCUGCCCUAAUAUGGUGGAAAAAUAUCAACACCUGGAGGAUUUUCACUGGGCUGUGAGGCCGCUAGCAAUUGCCUUGGGUUUAUUUGUGACCAUAAAGCUUGGUACAUGUGCUGGAAGAAACGUGGCUGCGAGACUAAAGAAAGGUCAUAGGAAUCGUCAGCACAACCAAGGUAGUGGCAACUCCUCUUGGUUGGGGAUCUUUAGAGGUGGUGUUCCUGCUACUGUUGCAUCCAAUAGAUAAUAAGUCUGUCACUAGGUGCGUUUAUUUAAACCUACAAAUAGCUCAUGGUAAUGAUGAAACUACUUCAGCCCCCUGUAAUGAGAGUGUCUGCUCAUGCAUUGAGGUAAUGGUAGCAUGUGUAGCUAUGCUGUUAAAGCAGCAAAACAGAGAUGUCUACAUGUAUAGAAGCCAAAUUGUAAAUAUGUUCUUGGGUCAUUUUCUCUUGGUCAGAUGAAAUUUUUGCGUGGCUUCUUCUUACCGUUCUUAGCUGGAAAAAAGAACUCAAUUCUCCUUUUAAACAGAUAAGCUGCUUAAAGUUCUCCUAGAUGUUUCCCCUUCGACUGGAAGGGCAUAGAUGUUUGUCUAGAAUUCUUUCGAUUUAAUUCGGUUUGGGGAGCCUUUUUGUUUAAUUAUUAUUAUUAUAUAAAUUAAAAGGUUAGUU
Molecule: messenger RNA, 2456 nt
Organism: Rubroshorea leprosula
Lineage: Eukaryota; Viridiplantae; Streptophyta; Magnoliopsida; Malvales; Dipterocarpaceae
Source: the annotation of a GenBank genome assembly